Messenger RNA from Eucalyptus grandis, 1219 nucleotides. Its product is annotated as disease resistance protein RUN1-like. The coding region runs from base 395 to 1219 and encodes 274 amino acids. Gene Ontology annotation, molecular function: ADP binding. Lineage: Eukaryota; Viridiplantae; Streptophyta; Magnoliopsida; Myrtales; Myrtaceae. Gene Ontology annotation, biological process: defense response; signal transduction. The transcript is spliced from 3 exons. The record is from RefSeq and is a predicted model, not a curated record.
UUCCUGUUUUCUUAUUAAUGGGAAAAGGAAAGUCAAGUCAAAGUCGUGCUCGCUUUCGAUCAAAACCCCUGCGCAGCUCCGAGUUGAGUUUUGAGAGACAUUUCUGCAGUUCCCGGAUCUGGGAUUUCUUAUUCCUCUUCUUUUGAGGCUCUGUUCCGUAAAUCUCUUUUACUGCCUGGGUAUUAGUACAAUCCUCUUGAGAUGAAAAGAAGAGAACCCACUGAUCCAGAAGAUCCGGUGUAUGGGGCGUCUUCCUCAUCGACCUCUCCACAUGUAGGUGAUCAUGAAUGCAUAACCAAAAAGCCAAAAGGAAAUGACUACGAAGUAUUCUUGAGCUUUAGGGGGGAAGACACUCGCAAGGGCUUCACCGAUCAUCUCUAUAUUGGCCUUGUCAAUGCAGGAAUUCAUGUAUUCAAAGAUGAAAAUGAGCUCUAUGGUGGUGAGGAGAUUGGUCCUAAGCUUCUCUGCAGUAUUAAGCAGUGUAAGAUCUCGAUCCCGAUUAUCUCAGAGAACUACGCUUCCAGCAGGUGGUGCCUUCGUGCUGGCUCAAAUGUUGAAGUGCAAGAGAAGCAGGGGGCAAAUGGUGUUGCCCAUAUUUUACAAAGUGGAACCCUCGCAAUUGCGACAUCUUAUAGGAAGCUUGGGAGAUGCUAUCAAUGCACAUAAAGAGAAUUUGGAUGUAAAGGUUGUGAAGGAAUGGGAAGAAGCACUCAAAGAAGUUAGUUCCUUGAAGGGAUGGGAAUCAGACAAAGUUAAUAAAGGGCAUGAAGGAGAAUUGGUUAAAAUUGUUGUCAGAAAAGUUAUGAGUGAGUUAAAAAUUCAGCUAACUAUUCCCGAACAGUUGGUGGGAAUUGAUGAUCGUGUGCAACAGGUAAUGAGCUUAAUAAAUGCUAAAUUCUCUGAUACAAGGAUUAUCGGAAUUUAUGGAUUCGGCGGUAUCGGUAAGACAACUCUUGCAAAGGUGUUAUACAACAAACUCUCCGGUCAUUUUGAGUAUCUUAGCUUUGUGGCGGAUAUUCGAGAAACAUCUCGGCACAAGGGUAUUGAAUGCCUACAAAAGCAUCUCAUUUACGAUAUACUAAAAUAUCCACAUGAUGUGUCUAAUGUUGACGACGGAAUUGGUGUCAUCAAAUCUCGAUUUACAAGUAAGAAAGUCCUUAUUCUUCUUGAUGAUAUUGAUGACAAGAAUCGAGUUGAAUGCUUUGGACGGAAAUGGUAG